AUGUCUGAGAGCGAGCGACGACUGAGGGAUUCCACCACUGAUUCAGACAUGCCUGUAGAGUCGUCUGGAUCGGAAGCCCCGGGACCUUCCAACGACAGCGUUCAGCCGAUCAGUAGAUCGAGAAGACGGCGACGGCCUGCCAACUCAGACAAGGAAGCCAGAAAACAAUCCUUUUAUUUUGUCGACUCAAACUCAUCUUCCAAAGAAAAGCGCGCUCAUGUCAUGCGCCACCAUGUUCAAGAAAAGAAAAAGCAGCAAAAAACAUCGCAUAAAUCAAUACCUGCCGACCAAAUUCCAGAAUCAGUGUCCCACUUAGGAAGGGACGGAUAUGACGAGGACGACAGGAAAGAAGCGGUACUGCUCUUGACCAGCGCACCAGAACCAGUGCCUGGAGCCUCAGCCGGCCAGGACUCUUUAUCUUCGCAACCGAUCCGAUUUGCAAUGAUAAAACCUUAUUCACAACAAAAUAUGAAACUACCACUUGAUUCGCCGAUGACAGUGCUAGAUCAAUCUCGAAAUGACCCAUUCUCCAGCCUACCUAUGGCCCAAGAUCCAGAAAAUCUGGAGUUGAUGAGCUGCUGGAACAACUUAACUUACUGGUCUGGAGAGAAUACGUACGUUAAAGACGCUCUUUUCAAAACGGCCAUGGCACACCCAAUUUCGUUCCAGGCAACCAUCCUAACCUACUGUGCCCGUUGGAAGGCCCGACAUGAUGGUUUAUCAGAUAGCAAGCAAGUUCGGCGACAUGUCCACCAAGCACAACGAAACAUUCAAGAUGCCAUAGCAGGCUCUCUCCAUGUGCCAGAGGAUGCGCUGGCCAUGGCUAUGACCGGGAUGGCCCUCCAAGAAGAAAGAUUCGGGAGUGUAGAUAUAAGUCAAUCCUACUUAAGUCAGGCAAUGCAGAUCAUGCGCCCGCGACCGGGCAGCAAUCCGCCGGUAGAGUCGUUCGUGCAAUACGUGGGAUACAUGUUGCCAUCGCAACCUAUGGUGGCCAAAGUAUCCGAUCAAAAGAGACUGGUCACAUUUCUGCGGAGAGCGGAAGAUCUGACGCAAGAGCACAGCUCCCCAGCUUAUCUGUUAAAGUCGCCCCAACGAACCCAAAUCUUCCAAUUGGGAAGUCCCCUUUUCCCUUUACUCUCCAGUGGGCCACGACCAUCGCAGAUCCCGCAGGAAUCACGAGUAUACGUUGUUCGUGGUUCUCAAGACCAGGAAGUCAUCCGGACAGCCUCAUUGAUCCUGGUCACUCUGGGACUAUUGGAUCUUCAAGACUCGAUCGAGAAGACCAAUCGGUUCUUAGGCUACUUGAAUGGUAUUGUGGCGCAGCAACAGCUCGACCGAUACCCGGCGUGCGAAACUUUAAUGUGGCUGUUACUUGAACAACGCUGUGACAGCGAUUUACGAAACCCAGAACGACCUUGGAUCGCCGGGGAGUUCCUGCAAACAUUGAAGCAGCUACAGAGUGACCUACUGUUCCAAUUUAAUGAGAUAUUGAUGGAUUUUCUAACCUUACGCCCUCGUAUUCGAGGGCUUGGUACAUUUGAGGAGAAACUUGAGCAAUAUCAAGCCCGGCAAAACAACAAAUGA
Penicillium taxi is the source of this 1584-nucleotide messenger RNA. RefSeq lists its product as uncharacterized. Lineage: Eukaryota; Fungi; Ascomycota; Eurotiomycetes; Eurotiales; Aspergillaceae. The coding region runs from base 1 to 1584 and encodes 527 amino acids. The transcript is spliced from 3 exons. The record is from RefSeq and is a predicted model, not a curated record.